Messenger RNA from Mollisia scopiformis, 2791 nucleotides. RefSeq lists its product as uncharacterized. Bases 202 to 2715 code for a protein of 837 amino acids. The record is from RefSeq and is a predicted model, not a curated record. Lineage: Eukaryota; Fungi; Ascomycota; Leotiomycetes; Helotiales; Mollisiaceae. Gene Ontology annotation, cellular component: NuA4 histone acetyltransferase complex. The transcript has 2 exons. Gene Ontology annotation, molecular function: protein binding.
GAUCUUUGCAUCGUGACAAUUCUGAAUAGCAUCAUCGCGCAAACGAUCCAACAACCACGCUCAACCUCAUGAAAUCCAUCGAAACGCGACUCAGACUCUCCGGCGACGCGAUACCUCCCUUCAAUCAUCGUCCUGGCUCCUCUUCACCUUCUCCCCAGCCGUGACAUUCCCCUCGAUCGCUGGCGAGGAAUUCACUGGCCCAUGACUAAUACGGCUCUCCAUACUCCACUCGAGUGCCUAUUAUUGUUCCAAUCUCUCGUCGCAUAUGGCACAGAAGACCAAGACUUCCAACGAAUCUCCGAUCUUCUCACGAACAAUCCCAUCGUGAAAGAUGGAGAUACCUACGAUGCGCAACGUCUGACCACAGAUGCUCUACGCCAAAUCUAUAUGCAGCUUCUGCGCGACGAAUUACAGGCGGCUGAGCAGGAAGGAGAAGAUGGCACACAAUCGAAAAAGAGGAAGCUCCAGUCUCCACCACUCCCAUCGAUCAAGGACGCGCAUGAGUACCGCGAGAAGCUGCCCCAGCUUGUUGAUCGAUUAUAUGCACGGUACCGUGAUCAAAUGAUAGUAGCCAUACGUGCGGACGAGCAGAGGUAUGGAACAAUACAGCGAGAGAUUGGUGAGAUUGAACGUGGAGAAUGGGACGAGAGGAUAUUGGAAGAGGAGAAAGCGAAGACGAAGGCCAAUGGCUCCCCAUCCAACUCACGUCCACUUAUGAAUGGAAAUACCGUUCAAGCUGCACAAGAAGUUGGAUCGUCACCUGCGAAGGUUACGGACGGAACAGCUAAUCCAAUCCCUCCGCCAUCUCCACGAACAGAGACACGACCAGAAGGGCUGGCCAUCAGUGAUGUACUCAAUAAUCACCAAGAACAGCUUGCCGCUUCCACGAAUAGUGCGCCACCUCUUUCUCCCCAGAACUUCCCUCCGCCUCCCAGACCUGCGAGCAAUGGUCCGCAUGGCCCCUCACCUCUGCAAACACACCAAUCGAAUUUCAAUUGGCAGCAACCUUAUGGAUUACCACCCCAACAACAACCUCCAUACCAAGGUGCACCUUUUCCUCAAUAUGCUCAAUACCCUCAACAACUCCAACCACCAAGACCAUUCCCGAGCCCUCACGGACUGCCAUCUCCUCAUCCCCAUGUUCCAUCAUCUCCUGUCAAUGCUCAGCACCCACAGAGCGUUCUUCUACCACCUCCAAAUGGCAUUCAUCGACCACCAAGCUCACCUGGGAUGCCUCUGGAUGCUCUUGCAGAUGUAGCGGGACAACAGCAGUAUCGUGCACCUUCCGGCUCUCCGAUGAUGCAACAGCCACCAGCAGGAUAUCCCCCGCAGUUUCAGCCUCAUCCGAGACCACCUUCUGGCAAUGGAGCUCCACAGAUGCAACCUCAAUACAUGCAGCCAUAUCCUACCCAGCAGUACCAGUACCCUCAGAAUCAAAGGCCAGCAUUUGUCCCUCAACCAGCGCCUCUCAUUCCAACAGAGAAUCGACCUUAUUCUUCUCCAUACCACCCAAACCAAGGACAAAGACCUCCUCUCCAACUCGGAACACCUGGAUCUCGUUCAAGCAUUCCUCAUACACCUAUUUCGAGGCUACCUUCACUUACGACCGGCAGUGGAACUCGAUGGAUUCAGACCCCUACUGCAUCGACCCCCAGGCAAUCUGUCCACAUUGAGUCUCCGGCCAUAGAGCCAAUUAGUCCAAUACUUCGCCCAGCAAAAGUCACAUCAGCAAAGCGUGGAACCAAAAAGCAACUUUCAAAGGCAGACCCCAAAGGCAAGGCUCCUCGCCGCAGCGUCCAACGUACCAGAGCUGGAAGUACCACUUCAACUGUCAUUGCUGGUUCACAUAGGAGUCAGUCUGUUACUUCUCAUAUAGAUGAACUCUCCCCCGACAAUGACCCUCCGAAUCGCAUUGUCAAACAAGAAGUUGCUACUCCCAUAGGCGUUGAGGAUGGUGGUGACACUACUGCUGAUGAGCUGCCUCGACGUCCUUCUCGUUCUGGUCCAUCGCCUCGUCACAACACGAAGCGCAAGCGUGCGUUUAGUAUACCUAUUGAAUCCCGACCUCCGUCAGCUCCACCUUCUCAUGUUCUCUGGACACGAGCUUUUACAAAGAUUUCGGCGUCCGCGCUUGAAUCCAUUGCUGGACACAAAAAUGCCAGCACCUUCGCUGCGCCAGUUAAGGAGCGUGAUGCGCCUGGUUACAAAGCGUUUAUUCUUCGUCCUCAAGAUCUAAAAUCGAUCAAGUCAGCAAUCAAUGCAGGUGCUAAAGCAGCAGCAGCUGCUGCUCCGGUUGAUAUGAAUCCUAAUGCUUCCAGUGUUUGGCUACCUAUCUCCGAGGAUCUCAUCCCACCAAAGGGCAUCAUCAAUUACGCACAACUGGAAAAGGAAUUGAUGAGAAUGUUUGCCAAUGCAGUAAUGUUCAAUGCCGAUCCUGAUCGUGGUAUUGGCGGAAGAUGGCAGGGCAUUGGCAAGGGCAGAGGUGACAAUGUUGGCUACGAGAUCGAUGAAAAUGGCGUGGUAAAGGAUACCAAGACCAUGUUUGCUGACGUUGAAAAGAUUAUCAGCAAUCUCCGCAGUGCAGAGCGAAGGAGUGAGGAAAUCAGAGAUAGCAGCAUGGCGAGAGCUGAUGACGAUGAGGUUGAUGAACUGGCUGCGGAUGAUGAUAGCCAUGCUGGCAAUACCAGCACGGUAAAACGAAGGAGGAGGGCAUGAGCAUUCAACCUUCAAUGUAUGUAUGUACGACAGUAUCUGAAAACUUGGUGCCACUGCUCGAGGCCCAAACCCGAAC